Messenger RNA from Physcomitrium patens, 3141 nucleotides. RefSeq lists its product as uncharacterized. The record is from RefSeq and is a predicted model, not a curated record. Lineage: Eukaryota; Viridiplantae; Streptophyta; Bryopsida; Funariales; Funariaceae.
CACAAUACUUAGUUCUUGUAAAGAUCUCAACAGUUUUUAUUAAUAAUAUUAAUAAUAUAUUCACAAUUUUUUUUGAAAAUAGUGUGUUCAACGAGGCUGAGAAAAUAAGCAAUCUCAUUUUGCAAUAAUUAAAAGUGUGAAUUUAAGACACACCUCAACUCUAUUCAAAGCGUUUUACACUAGCAUUCAAUUCAUUCUACACACUCAACUAAACCCCAAUAAUAACUUCAAAACAAUCUUCAAUGAAAAAAUCAUACCUACAAUUUAUUAUUUGAAGUGGGACUUUUCAAAGAGUUUAUUUUUUAGAAAGAAAGAAUACAACAUUUUGGUUUCAAUAGUUGAAAUCUUUACUAAAUGGAGAAAAGACCUAUUUUUCAACGGGCUACAACUCCAUAUAGUUUUGAAGAGAAUAUUGUGGAAAAAAGAAGUUGCACAAAUCCAAGGAAAAGAAGUUUGCUAAUUAAGAAUGAGAAUAAUCAAAAACCAUGUGCCCAAAAGAAAGUGGAUCUACUUGUGUUUGAAAAUCAUAACGCAACGCAAGUUGCCAUUGAUAUUGAUAAAGAAGUGGCUGAUAGACAAAUGUUACAAGCUUUUGAAUCUAGAUUAAAAGGAACUUCGCGUGAUAAGGAAUCGUUGCUAGAAGAAUGCAAUACUUUAAGAGAAGCAUUGGCCGACCAGCACUACCAUUUACAACUUCAUAAAAUUCACCAUGAAACGCUUCAUCUUAAACAAGAGAAGAUGGAAGUAAUAAUAAAAGAUUUAGAAAUCGCUCAUGGAUUAAAAGCCCCUCGAACAGGAGAUCCAUCUCAUUUGAAAGCUAGACUUUUAGGAUUAAAGUAUAGAAAGCAAGUAUACUUUGCAACAUUGACAAUUUUACAAGAUGACCUUAAUGCAUUAAAAAAAGAUGGUCAAGUAUCUCUUACACAAGAAGCUAUUGCAGAAAGAGAUGUGUUUGCAAGUGAAACAAGGAGAUUGCAAAAAAUAAUCCGUCAGUUGCGGAUUCAUUAUCAUAAAAUUUGUGAAGAAAACAAAGAGAUUGCAUAUCUUUGCAAACAAAUGGAUAUUCUGAUCAACUCAAUUAAUGAUGCAAAAAGAAAUACUGUUGAUAAAACCUUUAGCAUCGGACAAAUGAAAAACGAUAUUGCAAAAACAAAAUCUGAUGCUUCAGAAGCCCAUCGGAGUACGGAACUUGCACUAUCGAAAAUGAAGGAUCUCGAGAAUCAUAAUAAUGUGUUGAAGAACAUGCUUGUUCGUGAAAGAGACGAAACAAGCCGUAUUCGAAAGCAGCAUAUGGUGAUUACUGAACGAAUUCGAAACAUUCGGAAAGAAAACGCUGAAAAACUUUUGAAAGCAGCAGCGUCUGCAGGUAUGUCGGCGGCGAAUGCAUCUAAAAAAGCUGGUAAAGGUGGUAAGAAAGGCCAGUCAAAAGGCAAAUACGAUAGCCUCUCCGACUCGGAUGUUUCUACUUCUUCAUCACUAUCUCCAUCCUCUAAAAUGUUUGGUUCUUAUGCGUCAACGUUACCUUCAUCACCAACUAGUCCAACUUCAACAUCAAGUGGUACUGGAUUAAAUAAUGAGAUAAAUCGAAUUCGUGAGAAUUACCUCAAAUCAGUCGAAACUGCAGCAAAUAUUUUUGUUGAAACAGCGCCUGGAUCUGAAUCACUGAAAGGAAAACCUCAUGAAGCAUUUAGAUCUGUAGAUGAUGACCACUCAAAUUAUGAACGGGUUACUGAAAGCUUCCAAAAAGACGUAAGCGAAGCAGAAGACACGUUUUUGGCUAUGAUGGAGAAGAUGGAGUAUGGUACAGUGCGAUCUAGGAAUAAGAGUGCCGCAAGAGGUAAUUCAGAGGAAGAUACACUGCGAAAUUCACAACCUGAUAUUAAAAAAUGGUUGGAAAACUUGACAAUUGAAAUUGAUAAUAAGACUCUCAAUACGAGCGACUAUGUUGUUGACUGCAAAGGUUUAAAGACAAACGUGAAAAUUAAAAGUCAUGAUAACUCUCCUGAAGCAAUCGCAAGAAAGAAGGCUGAAAAGGAAGCGCAGAGACAGCAAGAGCUUGAAAACGAAGCACAAAGACAGAAACUCGUAGAAGAAUUAGAAGCAGCGAAAAGGAAAGCAACCGAAGAGACUGAAGCUAGACGGAAAGCAGAAGAAGAAGUAGAGGAUGCCAAAAAGAAGGCAGCUGAAGAAGAAGUGACCAAGAGAAAACUGGCAGAGGAAGAAACUACAAGAAGACAAAUUGCCGACGAAGAAGCCGCCAGGGAGAAGGCUGUAGAGGAAGAAGCACGAAGGCAAAAAAUAAUAGAGGAAGAAACACGAAGGCUAAAAAUGAUAGAGGAAGAGGAAGUACGAAGGAGGAAAGCGAUAGCGGAGGAAGAAGCGCGAAGGAAGAAAGCGAUAGAGGAGGAGGAAGCGGUGAGAAGGAAGAGGAUGAUCGAGGAGGAAGAAGCAGCGGCGGCGAAGAGGAAGGCGGCGAUGGAGGAUGGGGAGAGUGGAGGAGCAGGAAGAGGAAGAGGAGGAAGAGGAGGAAGCAGCGGCGAGGGAGAGUUCUUCAACGAGGAAAUGAAGACGGACAUAAAGCAUGAGAUUCGAGAUGUGCUGUUGCACUUGGAGACGAUCUCUGACACCAUCAACGAGAAAGCAGCAGCAUCGAGCUCCUCCUCCCCUCCUCCCCCUCCUCAAGAUCCCCAGGAGGAUGCGGAGGAGGAGGAUGAAUGAUGAUGAAUGAUGAUGAAUAAUGAUGAAUGAUGAUGAAUGAUGAUGCUCUUUCGUGGCACCGCUGUUCGUUGAUUUCACGCCUGGUUUGACGCCUUGUCUGAAGCUUGACUCUGAAACUUGGUUUGACGCUUACGAUUUUCAUGCCGUACAUUCACCUUUCAAGUCAUUGUCUAGUUUUUCUUGUACACUUAUUUUAAUUUUAAUUUUUAAAAUUAUGUUUCUGAUCUUUCUUAUUUUUUAAAAAAUAAUUUAUUUUUCGAAAUUUUAUUGAAUGAUUCAGUUUUUUUCAUUUUUUACUUUUCUUUUUCUUUUUAUUCUUUGUGAUUAUAAAUGUGAAAUAGUUUUUAAUGUAAAAGAAGCAACCAAAAUUUUCAUCACUUCCAAUGUGAUGUGGUUUGAAUUUUUGAAGUUUCAUUAUCUCAA